Molecule: messenger RNA, 2535 nt
Organism: Neomonachus schauinslandi (Hawaiian monk seal)
Lineage: Eukaryota; Metazoa; Chordata; Mammalia; Carnivora; Phocidae
Gene: SEMA3A
Product: semaphorin 3A
Exons: 17
Coding region: 217-2535 (772 amino acids)
Biological process (GO): neural crest cell migration; negative regulation of axon extension involved in axon guidance; positive regulation of neuron migration
Molecular function (GO): chemorepellent activity; semaphorin receptor binding; neuropilin binding
Source: RefSeq, a predicted model, not a curated record
UUUUUUUUUUUUGGAGGGUUUGAAGUUUCUGUGCUUCAGUGACUAUUACAGAAGAAGAGGUGUUAGUGUUGCCGUGAGGUCUUGAUUGUCUGCAUUUAUGAAUGAAACUGACCUAAAUCACCUGUUACCUCCAGUUUCCAGAUUGUUUGAACUUCUCUGGCCGCACAAUACAGGAGGGAAGGCUGAAGCAACAUAAGGACCUACAGCGUCUGCAGCAUGGGCUGGUUCGCUAGGAUUGUCUGUCUUUUCUGGGGAGUAUUACUUACAGCGAGAGCAAACUAUCAAAAUGGGAAAAACAAUGUACCAAGGCUGAAAUUAUCCUACAAAGAAAUGUUGGAAUCCAACAAUGUGAUCACUUUCAAUGGCUUGGCCAACAGCUCCAGUUAUCAUACCUUCCUUUUGGAUGAGGAACGGAGUAGGCUGUAUGUUGGAGCAAAGGAUCACAUAUUUUCAUUCAACCUGGUUAAUAUCAAGGAUUUUCAAAAGAUUGUGUGGCCAGUAUCUUUUACCAGAAGGGAUGAAUGCAAGUGGGCUGGAAAAGAUAUCCUGAAAGAAUGUGCUAAUUUCAUCAAGGUGCUUAAGGCUUAUAAUCAGACUCACUUGUACGCCUGUGGAACAGGGGCUUUUCAUCCAAUUUGCACCUACAUUGAAACUGGACAUCAUCCUGAGGAUAACAUUUUUAAGUUGGAGGACUCACAUUUUGAAAAUGGCCGUGGGAAGAGUCCAUAUGACCCUAAACUGCUGACGGCAUCUCUUUUAAUAGAUGGAGAAUUAUACUCCGGGACUGCGGCUGAUUUUAUGGGGCGAGAUUUUGCGAUCUUCAGAACUCUCGGGCACCACCACCCAAUUAGGACGGAGCAGCAUGAUUCCAGGUGGCUCAAUGAUCCAAGGUUCAUUAGUGCCCACCUCAUCCCAGAAAGUGACAACCCUGAAGAUGACAAAGUAUAUUUUUUCUUCCGUGAAAAUGCGAUAGAUGGAGAACACACUGGAAAAGCCACCCAUGCUAGAAUAGGUCAGAUAUGCAAGAAUGAUUUUGGGGGCCACAGAAGUCUGGUGAAUAAGUGGACAACAUUCCUCAAAGCCCGUCUGAUUUGCUCAGUGCCGGGUCCAAAUGGCAUUGACACUCAUUUUGAUGAAUUGCAGGAUGUAUUCCUAAUGAAUUCUAAAGAUCCUAAGAAUCCAAUUGUAUAUGGAGUGUUUACAACUUCCAGUAACAUCUUCAAGGGGUCAGCUGUGUGUAUGUAUAGCAUGAGUGAUGUGAGAAGGGUGUUCCUUGGUCCAUAUGCUCACAGGGAUGGUCCCAAUUAUCAGUGGGUGCCUUAUCAAGGAAGAGUCCCCUACCCACGACCAGGAACUUGUCCCAGUAAAACAUUUGGUGGAUUUGACUCUACAAAAGACCUUCCUGAUGAUGUUAUAACAUUUGCAAGAAGUCAUCCAGCUAUGUACAAUCCAGUGUUUCCUAUUAAUAACCGCCCGAUAAUGAUCAAAACAGAUGUAAAUUAUCAAUUUACACAAAUCGUAGUAGAUCGAGUGGAUGCAGAAGAUGGCCAAUAUGAUGUUAUGUUUAUUGGAACAGAUGUUGGGACCGUUCUUAAAGUAGUUUCAAUUCCUAAGGAGACUUGGCAUGAUUUAGAAGAAGUUCUGCUGGAAGAAAUGACAGUUUUUCGGGAGCCAACUACUAUUUCAGCAAUGGAGCUUUCCACCAAGCAGCAACAACUCUAUAUUGGUUCCACCACGGGGGUCGCUCAGCUCCCAUUACACCGCUGUGAUAUUUAUGGGAAAGCCUGUGCAGAAUGCUGCCUCGCCCGAGACCCUUACUGUGCCUGGGAUGGCUCUUCAUGCUCUCGCUAUUUUCCCACUGCAAAGAGACGCACAAGACGACAAGAUAUAAGAAAUGGAGACCCGCUGACUCACUGUUCAGACUUACAACACCAUGAUAAUCACCAUAGCCACAGCCUUGAAGAAAGAAUCAUCUAUGGAGUAGAAAAUAGUAGCACGUUCCUGGAAUGCAGUCCAAAAUCACAGCGAGCUCUAGUCUAUUGGCAAUUCCAGAGGCGAAAUGAAGAGCGAAAAGAAGAGAUCAGAGUGGAUGAUCAUAUCAUCAGGACAGAACAAGGCCUUCUACUGCGUAGCCUACAACGGAAGGAUUCAGGCAAUUACCUCUGCCAUGCUGUGGAACAUGGAUUCAUGCAGACUCUUCUUAAAGUGACCCUGGAAGUCAUUGACACAGAGCAUUUGGAAGAACUUCUUCAUAAAGAUGAUGAUGGAGAUGGCUCUAAGACCAAAGAAAUAUCCAACAGCAUGACAUCUAGCCAGAAAGUCUGGUACAGAGACUUCAUGCAGCUCAUCAACCACCCCAACCUGAACACAAUGGAUGAGUUCUGUGAACAAGUGUGGAAAAGGGACAGAAAACAGCGUCGGCAAAGGCCAGGACAUACCCAAGGGAACAGUAACAAAUGGAAGCACUUACAGGAAAAUAAGAAAGGUAGAAACAGGCGGACCCACGAAUUUGAGAGGGCACCCAGGAGUGUCUGA